AACCCCCGCGCGUGUGGAAGAUGGCGGCCGAACAGCAGGAGCCGGCGAUGCUCGAUGUGGAAGCCAUCCACAUGAGUGAAGUGAGUCAGCCCAGCAGCUCAAGUCAACCAGUCUCCACCCACAGAACCUCUGAAUCAGCAGCCAUUAACUUCCUGGCUUACGAUGAAGCGAUCAUGGCGCAACAGGACCGAAUUCAACAGGAGAUUGCUACAACAAAUCCACUGGUAUCAGAAAAGUUAGACCUGUCAGUGCUUUAUAAAGAAUAUGCAGAGGACGACCAGGUCUAUCAGUUAAAAGUCAAGGACUUGCACAACCGAUAUUGCUGCAUUCGGAAGACCAGACCGGAUGGGAACUGUUUCUACCGAGCUUUUGGGUUUGCACAUCUGGAGGCUCUUCUUGAAGACAGCAAAGAAUUACAGAAAUUUAAAGCCAUCGCCUCCAAAAGCAAAGAGGAUCUGGUAACCCAGGGCUUCACUGAAUUCACAAUCGAGGACUUCCACAACACGUUUAUGGAUGUAAUUGACCUGGUGGAGAAGCAGGGCUCAUUGGCUAACCUGAUGACAGCGUUUAAUGAUCAGAGCACAUCGGAUUACCUGGUGGUUUACCUGCGGCUUCUCACCUCAGGCUACCUGCAGCGAGAGUCCGCUUUCUUCGAACAUUUCAUUGAGGGAGGCCGCACAGUUAAGGAAUUCUGUCAGCAGGAAGUGGAGCCAAUGGCCAAGGAGAGUGACCACAUUCACAUCAUCGCAUUAGCCCAGGCACUGGACACCUCAAUCCGAGUGGAGUACAUGGACCGAGGAGAGGGAAACUCGACUAAUCAGCACAUCUUCCCUGAGGGCUCAGAGCCCAGAGUCUUCCUCCUGUACAGGCCGGGACAUUAUGACAUUCUCUAUAAAUAGAUGUACAGAUCAAAACGUACAGAGAAAAGGAAAAGAAGUUCUUGUACAGAGUUACCUGGUUGUAAAUGAUGAUUGUCAUUCAGUUCCCCUUUGUUACAUGAGCUGCCAUGUUAUUAAAGGGAAUCAGUCACUGACCCCCUUUCACACUCACGGCCGGCUUCCUUACUCACCCACUCCCACAACCCAACCUCAAUGUCCCUGCCUCCCAAACUGGCUCUCCUGGUUCUCAGUCCGUCCGUCUCUCUCUCCUACCCCCCUCACUUCACUCUCUACCCCCCCCUACCCCCCUCCCCUCUCUACCCGCCUGCCCACUCCCCUCUCCUCUCUACCACCACCCCCACUCCCCUCUCUA
Molecule: messenger RNA, 1251 nt
Organism: Carcharodon carcharias (great white shark)
Lineage: Eukaryota; Metazoa; Chordata; Chondrichthyes; Lamniformes; Lamnidae
Gene: otub1b
Product: OTU deubiquitinase, ubiquitin aldehyde binding 1b
Exons: 8
Coding region: 21-899 (292 amino acids)
Biological process (GO): protein K48-linked deubiquitination; negative regulation of double-strand break repair
Cellular component (GO): nucleus
Molecular function (GO): cysteine-type deubiquitinase activity; ubiquitin binding
Source: RefSeq, a predicted model, not a curated record